Ramularia collo-cygni is the source of this 2028-nucleotide messenger RNA. Its product is annotated as related to ARS-1 arylsulfatase. Gene Ontology annotation, molecular function: glycosaminoglycan binding; N-acetylglucosamine-6-sulfatase activity; arylsulfatase activity. Bases 1 to 2028 code for a protein of 675 amino acids. Gene Ontology annotation, biological process: phenol-containing compound metabolic process. The transcript is spliced from 3 exons. The record is from RefSeq and is a predicted model, not a curated record. Lineage: Eukaryota; Fungi; Ascomycota; Dothideomycetes; Mycosphaerellales; Mycosphaerellaceae.
AUGGCAAUAUUCAAUACAUUCCUCCCCCUCCUACUGUUAUGGGCUGGCUUUUCCAAUGGAGCGGAGCAAGAACCUCUUGGACUGCCCAAGACGAAGAAGCAGCCCAACAUCGUCUUCAUCCUCACCGAUGAUCAGGACCUCCAUAUGGACUCGUUAUCAUAUAUGCCGCAUUUGAAGAAAUACAUUGCCGACCAGGGAACGACCUUUCAAAAUCAUUAUUGUACCGUGGCGUUGUGUUGUCCUUCGAGGGUGAGUCUGUGGACGGGAAAGGCGGCGCAUAAUACGAAUGUUACCGAUGUUAAUCCACCGCAUGGUGGAUACCCCAAAUUCAUCUCCCAAGGCCUCAACGAUGCAUACCUCCCUCUGUGGCUACAAGAAGUCGGAUAUGGAACAUACUACGUCGGCAAGCUUUUCAAUGCUCAAACCGUCGACAAUUACGCCUCUCCCCCCGCAGCAGGCUGGACUGGGAGUGAAUUUCUCCUCGACCCAUAUACAUACGAAUACCUCAACACCACCUUCUCCCGAAAUGGUGGCAAGCCCCAGUCCUACCCAAACCAAUACAGCACCGACCUGAUCCGCGACAAAUCUUUUGCCUUUCUCGAUGAUGCCAUGACUAUUCAGCAAGAAACGAGCCAGCCCUUCUUCCUCACAAUAGCUCCAACAGCACCACAUACAAAUGUGCACAUCAAUUCCAACGUCAUUGACAACUUCACCGAACACUCCAACAUCCAACUUCCUCCCGUCCCAGCGGAAAGACACAAACAUUUAUUCCCCGGAGUAAAAGUCCCUCGAACCGAACACUUCAACCCACAAGAUCCCCACAGCGUGAGUUGGAUCUCCCGUCUGCCUCAUCAAAACUCGUCGAAUUUGGAAUACAACGACAACUUCUACCGCAAAAGACUCCAAUCUCUCCAAUCCGUGGAUGAAAUCAUCCCAGAACUCAUCGAACGGCUGGAGAAGUCUGGAAUUCUGAAUGAAACAUACAUCAUCUACUCCACGGAUAACGGCUACCACAUCGGUCAACACCGCCUACAACCGGGAAAACAAUGUGCCUUUGAAGAGGACAUCAACAUCCCCUUUCUCAUCCGCGGUUCCGGAAUCCCCCAAAACCACACCACAGAUCUAGUAACCAGUCACACAGAUCUAGCACCCACUUUCCUCUCCCUCGUAGGCGCGCAGAAGAUGCGGGAGGAUUUCGACGGGCAGGCAAUCCCUUUGUUGGAUUUGCUCGAAGCUGAGAGGAAAGAAGAGAGGAACGAACAUGUCAAUGUGGAAAUGUGGGGGAUUAUCAUGUCCGAGGGGAAAUUUGGAAGUGUCUUGUACCCGAAUCAUACGUAUAAAGCCGUGAGGGUGGUGGGGAAGGGGUAUAGUUUUUUGUAUAUGGUUUGGUGUGGUGGGGAGCAUGAGCUUUAUGAUUUGGUGCAUGAUCCCUACCAAAUAGAUAAUCUCUACUCAUCAAAUCAUUCCACCACUUUCAUCACUUUUGAGUCCGAGGAGAAUUUCACUGGGACAUCAACCACCCACCUCCGCGAGAAGAAGAAGAAGAAGAAGAGGGAGGAGAUUGAUUCACCACCCUAUCACGCCUCUUUUCCCCAAUUUUUGGACACUCCUCCUCCUCCUCACCUUGGACAUUCCUCCUCUAUAACGCACCCCGAUCCUCAGGCUCAAGAAGAGAAAUAUCCUCUAACAACCCUCCUCUCCCGCCUGGAUGCCCUCCUCCUCGUCCUGAAGAAUUGUAAGGGGAGGGAAUGUACGCAUCCUUGGGAAUCUUUACAUCCUCCCAAUACAAAUACAAAUAAUGAGGAUGAACUGAAAGUCCCGAGGAACCGGGAGGGAGAUGUUGUUGUAAGGAAUUUAAGGGAUGCAAUGAGGAAGGAAUUCGAUGGGGUUUAUGAGGGUAUUGGGGAGAAAAUUGGACGGGUGGGGUUUGAGAGGUGUGAGAAGGGGUUUAUUUUGGAGAGUGAGGGGGUUGUUUGGGAUGGUGGGAGGUUUCGUGUUUGGGGGUACUUGUUUGAUGAGGGUGGGUAG